Messenger RNA from Nicotiana attenuata, 1266 nucleotides. Its product is annotated as auxin-responsive protein IAA4. Gene Ontology annotation, cellular component: nucleus. The transcript has 3 exons. Lineage: Eukaryota; Viridiplantae; Streptophyta; Magnoliopsida; Solanales; Solanaceae. Bases 227 to 811 code for a protein of 194 amino acids. Gene Ontology annotation, biological process: regulation of DNA-templated transcription. Gene Ontology annotation, molecular function: protein binding. The record is from RefSeq and is a predicted model, not a curated record.
UUCUCUUUUAUAUAACAGCAACCUACAACUUGCAAAAAAAAACUCACCUUUUCUUGAAUACAAAUACAAGUGCAUUACACAUCUCUUCUAUCAACUCAAUCUUGAAGAAUUAAGCAGCAAUCUUGAUCAAGAAAGUGUUUGGAAAUUUUGCGACUUUGUAUUUGAGGCUUAUUAGUUUUAAAGAGGUUUAUUUGGGAUAAUAUCCAAGAAUUAUUUCGAGGGAAAAAUGGAAAGUUUAGUGGCACAUCAAAAAGAUCUGAAUCUCAAAGCAACUGAGCUUAGAUUAGGUUUACCAGGGACAGAAGAUCAAGAAUCUGAACAAGACAUCUUGUCAAAUUCCAAGAAUAACAAAAGGGCUUUACCUCAAUCAGCUGAAGAUGCAGAAGAUUGUGAAUCAAAGUCUAGUUCUGAUGUCAAAACCCCACCUGUUUCCAAGGCACAAAUAGUGGGAUGGCCACCAGUGAGAUCUUACAGAAAGAACAAUAUCCAACCAAAGAAAACAGAAACUGAAUCUGGAAUGUAUGUCAAAGUUAGCAUGGAUGGAGCACCUUAUCUUAGAAAAAUUGAUCUGAAAAUGUACAAGUGUUAUCCUGAACUGCUAAAAGCUUUAGAAAACAUGUUCAAACUCACUAUUGGUGAAUACUCAGAAAGAGAAGGCUACAAAUGUUCUGAAUUUGCUCCUGCUUAUGAAGAUAAAGAUGGUGAUUUGAUGCUUGUUGGUGAUGUUCCUUGGGAAAUGUUUAUGUCUACUUGUAAGAGGCUGAGAAUAAUGAAAGGAUCAGAAGCAAGAGGCUUGGGUUGUGGAGUAUAACUAUAAUUGUUAAUUCCCAAAAUAGAAAGUUUGUACCUUUUCUAUGUCAGGAGUAGAAGAGAUGAUGAAAAUGAAGUUUUUGCUCUCUUGACACUAAAAAGAGAGUAUUUUUCAAGCUUGGGUUAUCGAGUUAGAUGAAUAUGAAUAUUGAAUUUUACAUUUUUAGGUUAUUAUUAUCUUGUAAUUGAAACAGUUUUUCUCUGGACUUGCAACUAGGAGAAGUGCAAACAAGAAAAAAACUUACAGUUUAUUUAUUUUUGUUGUUUCUUUUUGGAGUUAAAUGUUAUAUAUACAUAGCAGGAAAAACAAACCAUGGUGGUUUAAAGAUCCUGCAAAUUUUAUUUUAUUUUCUGUUUGGAAUUAUCCCAUCAAACAUACACAAAGUGACUAUGGUUUUCUUUUUUGUUGCUAAGAAAGCAAUUGUACAAAUUCAGUCAUAAUAUUUCUGGUUCACA